Hydatigera taeniaeformis is the source of this 2409-nucleotide messenger RNA. NCBI's taxonomy places the organism in Eukaryota, Metazoa, Platyhelminthes, Cestoda, Cyclophyllidea, Taeniidae. The record is from the annotation of a GenBank genome assembly.
AUGUCGAGAACUCGGCCACGGCGCCUUGCAGCUCAAAAGGCCAUGUCUUCUUUUGUAAUACCUGAAAGCGAUGAGGACGGUGUGCCUAGUCCGAAAAGUCAACAUUCGGACUUCGAUGCAUUAGGGGAGGAGUCUUCAUCCUCAUCCACCUCGAGUAACCCGAAUUCUACUGAAAUCUUGUCGGGAGAUGCUAAUUUUGAAGACCGCAGCCAAUCUAGACGACUUGACGGUGAUACUCGUGGUCCAUGUGUUCCCCCACUCUCGCAUAUCCUCCCUCCUUUCGGUAGACACACAGCUGCAUCCAUUCUCCUUCUUUUCAUCAAAGUCUGGGUUGCCGGAGGUGUCUGCAUUCCUACACAGGCAGCGCAUGCUAUUCUCUUUAAACUCACUGACGCCUGUAUCCGAGAAGUAUGGCAUGGAAACAGUGACGCGUCAUUGUUUAGGCACCUAGAGAAAUAUAUGCCGGAGUCUUUGAAAAGUCCCACAAUGGUAUUCUUGGAUGAGCAAAGGGAGGUUGAGACAUCGCGUUUUCAUUUUGAUCAAGCUCACAACAUCCUAUACGCGGGUGGCUAUGUGAAAUGCCUUUCGUGGUCUCCGCCCUAUAUGGAUGAGAAGGGUGUUUCAUUAUCUUUUGUGCCUGGGUACCUGGCUAUUGCCUGUCAUCCAAACAUCGGUACCCGAGUCAAUUUGAGCGACCCUGUCAAAUCUGACUUCGGUCUUAUCCAUGUUUGGUCCUGCACCGACUUGGCUCUCACUGCUAAACAGUCAUGCCCUCAGUUGAAGCCCCACUUUUUCCUCGCCCAUGAUUGGGGUCAUGUAAUGGAUUUGCGGUGGUUGCCUGUGCCCGUUCAAUGUGCAAACCAUUCGGAUGGGUGUGAACCAACCCGACCCUUGCCUCCGGUGGAAAUGACUCCAAAGCAGGUUGCCCAGCUUAUUGGCGCUGUGGUGGGUCAUCUGAUUGCCGCCUGUACUGAUGGUUUUGUUCGUAUUUUCUUGGUCCCUGCGGUGGACAACCGAUUUAAUCUGCCAGAGGAGUUUAAGGUUGUGCUCCCUACCAAAAUACACGACGGAUUACCCCAAAAUGUUUAUAAUUUUAAACCAAAGACGGUGCUUCGAUUGGCACCUAGUACAGACAUUCCCUCUUGGUUGGGAUGGCCAAACGUUCUCGCUAUACGAGGUGAUUUUCCCCAUCGUCUUGUUGUCGGUUAUACGAGCGGUCAUUUAGGUCUCUACAACCUUUCUACACUGAACGCACAUUUUGCAAAAUUGAAUGACUGUCUCUUGCGGCCGAUAAUUCUCACUCAUCUCAUUCCUGGACCCUUCACCUCCAUUGCUCUCCACCCUCUCUAUGAGGGCAUUGUCGUCGGACUUGGAGCUUACAUUCGAAUGCUCAGUAAGCGUCUCGUGUGUGGUCAUGCAGGCUUAGAUCGGGAGGUAAAUGUGUGGGACCUGGCGGAUCCGGAGUGUGUGCAGUACGGCCUACCAGAGCUUUCCUGGCCUACCUCGCGUAUGGGCUGGGGUGGCCAUGUGGUAUGGCCACGAGCCAGUGAUAGUAUCUGGAUAGGUCGUGAGGAGUAUCUCUUCCCUUUUACCAAAAAGAGCACACCCGGAGGUGCCGUGACUUUGGCUAGCCUCAAGAAGCCUUCCGAUGUGCCCGCUCGCAUGCGCGCCUACACUGUCUGUUUCCCCACCGUUUCCCCCAUCGAUUGCUCUCGCUACUGCUUCGACCGCGGGUUCGAAGCCACCACAUGUCUAGAUUACUCGGAUUCGCUUGGGUUUCUUGUUCAAGGCGACGCAAACGGACAGAUUAAUUUCCAUUCUUGGGUGCUGGAUCCGCGACGUGUGGUACGGGAGAAGACUCGUAUUGCAAUUCAGAAGAAACACCGAAUGUAUCAGUGGAUCAUGCGAAAGCGAGCCAACAUACGAGAGCGUGGCAACGAGGCUUCGGCAACCCAAGGCUUUACUAACGAGCAAAAUACUCUCAGACUGGACGUUCUCGAGGAGCCCUUUGAGGAAGCAAUUCGACAGAAUUGCGGCAUCUGCGGCGAAAGUGGACAGACUCUUUGUUGGCAUAAGGUGGAGCAGUAUUUCGAAUUCGUGUUCAGGGAAGGUGUGGGACUACAGAAGAGCAAAUAUGACUUUGUUAAUUCCACGUUUUCCAGUAUAAGUAAGGUGGCCGUGUCACCCAAUCCUGGGUCGGCUAGUUGGAUAGCAGUGGGCACGGGGUUCGGCAUAGUACAGUUGCUGUGUCACGAACAGUUUUACCACCCCAGCAUGGACUCGGCGUUGGGGCGCUCGCCGCUGACUGGAGGGCCGGAAAAAGGAAGUUUUUUUAUGUCUUCAGGGCGCGACGACACCGACUACUCCGACAGUGAAGCCACUGUCUCUUUCCGAGGGGAGGAUCCGUAG